Trichomonas vaginalis G3 is the source of this 2877-nucleotide messenger RNA. Its product is annotated as leucine-rich repeats (6 copies)-containing protein. Lineage: Eukaryota; Parabasalia; Trichomonadida; Trichomonadidae. The record is from RefSeq and is a predicted model, not a curated record. The coding region runs from base 1 to 2877 and encodes 958 amino acids. The transcript has a single exon.
AUGCUUCGUUCUUCUAUUACAUUUCAUUUCCUCCUUGAUAAAUCGCCAAUUCUUAACGAGUUCGUUAUUGAAGGCGAUACAUAUACAGCAACAACCAUUAAAGAUAUCGGGACAGAUAUAUUUAACUCUCGACUUGAAAUUAUCAGAAAAAACGUUAAAAAAGUUGUUUUUGCAUUUGAGGAAGGUAGUAUUUACACAACAGAUUUUCCGUGGGAUCUGAAUGAAGAAUUUGUUGUUACACGAAAGGCCAGUUCUGAAAUGUCUUUUGCAGUUGAGAAUAACCAGAUGUUAAAAAGAGUUGAUUUUGGAACAAGUGUCCAAAAAAUCAGCGGACGUGGAUUUUCUCAAUCUGGAUUAUCCGAAAUUGAAAUGUCAAACGUUAAAUAUGCAUCAGGUCCAUUCUUCCAUGGUUGCCACAAUCUCAAAAAGAUCGUUCUUCCUUUAGUUGAAAGAAUUCCAAAUAAUUUUGCAAGUUAUUGUUUUUCACUUGAAUACGUAGAUAUAUCUGGUGCAAAAUACAUUGAAAUCGGAGAUUAUGCUUUUGGGUUCACUGGUAACCUUUCAAUUACUUUUCCAAAAUCUCUUACAAAAAUUGGCAUCGGCGCUUUCUCCUACUCGAGAAUCAAUUCAGUCACUUUUUCACAAUCACCAACAACAUUAUCAGGCAGAUGUUUUGAAGCCACAAACCUUGAAAGCAUAGAAAUUCCUUCCAGCUUCAAUUAUGAUAUGACAAAAUCAUUUGGUGUUGUUAAUGGAUCAAGUUACAUAAAGAAAGUUAUUAUCAAUACAAAUAUAAUUGGGAAAGGAUUUGCUAAAGACUGCGUUGCUCUUGAAUCCGUAAUUAUUCCUAACGCUAACACAAUUUCCGAUUAUGCUUUUUGCAACUGCAAGAUUCUUCCAUCAUUUGAUUUACCAAAAGAUCUUACUACAAUAUCAAAUUAUGCAUUUGCUUAUUGCGAUGUUUUAUCAAUAACUUUGCCACAAACGAAAUUAACAAUUGGAGACUAUGCAUUUGCAUACUGUUUCAAAAUCAAUAUAGAAUCACUUCCAGCAUCAUGGACUCCUGGUAAGUAUUCAUUUAUAGGAUGCACAAGUAUCAAAACUAUCAAAGUAUCUGCUGAUAUUUCUCAAUGUCAGGGACUUUUCCAAGGAUGUACAAGCAUGACUGAUUUGACGAUUUCAACUUCAAGUGUUCCAGAUUUUUGUUUUGCAUGCUGCAGUAGUUUGAAAUCAGUAACUAUUACUCAAUCCGUUGAAAGGUUUGGAGAAAGAUCAUUCGCUAAAACAGGUCCAAUUGAACAUGUUGAUCUUUCAAAUGUUGGUACAUAUAAAUAUGCUUUCGAAAAUUCUGAAUUAAAAUCUGUGACGUUUGGUAAAUUCAAAAAUAUGGAUUUUGCAUUUUGCGGGUGCAAGAAUCUUGAAAAGAUCAUAUUCAACAAAGAUACAAUUUGGUUUGAUGGAACAAAUGUAAUAAAUACUUCCAAGAAACUAAAAUUCGUAAUUGAUGAAGAAAACAAAAUGUUCAAAGUGAAAGAUGAUGUUCUCACAGGAUAUGAUUAUUUCUUUGCAAUUUUGCCUACGUAUUCAAAGUCAACAUACACAGUUCCAAAGAAUAUAAAUCAUCUUGGAAUAGGCUGCACUUCAAUUACAACAUCAUUGAAAGAAAUUAUUAUUGAUAGUGACCAUGUAGUUUUGGAACAAUAUGCAUUCACGUUUUGUGAUUAUCCAGAAAAAAUAACAAUUAAAAAUUUCAACAGCUCAAAAAUAACCACAAAUACUUUUAGCCAGAUGAGCGGAUUAAAAGAAUUUUCAUGCUCUGUUUAUGUAAGUGAAAUCGGAUACUCAUCAUUUCAGAAUGACUAUAAACUUGAAACUGUAACAUUUCCUUUCCCAAUAUCAAUCAUUCGACAACAUGCUUUCAGGAAUUGUUAUUCACUGAAGACAUUUUCAUGUCCAAGUGUUACAUCACUAUUGGAAUCUUGUUUCAAUAAUUGCUACAAAUUAAAGGACGUUUCAUUCUUAAAUACAACAACGACCAUUGAAUCGUACACAUUUGCAAAUACAGGAAUUGUUUCUCUCACUAUUCCAGAUACUUGUUAUCAGAUAGGAGAUCAUGCGUUUUAUAACACAACAAGUUUGGAAUCAGUGACAAUUGGUAAAAAAGUAAUUAGAAUAUGCGAAUAUGCUUUCGGAAAUUCUUAUGUCGAAUCUAUUUCUAUUCCAAACAAUGUGAAAUAUAUUGAUUCAUCAGCUUUCAAAAACUCUCCAAAACUUAAAAUAACAAUUGAAAGUUCGAAUCCAUAUUUUGAAAUAAAAUCACAGGCACUUUACUCUAAAAUUACCAAAACAUUGAUUUGCACAAUUGGAGCUCUUCCUGAGUUAUAUGAAAUUCCAGAUGGAAUAAAGAACAUCCAAGAUCAGACAUUGAACAAUAAUAUGUAUGUUAUAGAAACUCCAACAGGUAGUUUCUAUGAAGGAAUUUCUGCAGCAAGACUUAUUAUUCCUUCUUCAGUUCAGAGUAUUGAUAUUACAUCGCUGAAAAAAGUUUUUGCAGCUUGCUACAGCGGUGAUUAUUACUUGUUUAAUGGAACAGCAAACUAUUCAUAUGCAGGUGAUAACUAUCAUUACGCUGAUAUGUUUGAAACUGAUGUCAGGCAGGGAAAUUGCACUGAUGAAGAAUUGACAGAUGAUUUUAAGUGGGUUACAAGCAAUGGUGCUAAAAGAAGCAGCAACAAAGGAUUGAUAAUUGCUUUAGUUUUACUUGUUUUAAUUUUCAUUGCUUUAGUUAUUGUUUAUUUAUUCCUUCCACUUGAAAAUAUAUGCCACAAGUCUGAUGGAGAUAGAAGUGUUCAAAAUGAAUCAAUUAAUAUUGUUUAA